Messenger RNA from Culex pipiens pallens (northern house mosquito), 2063 nucleotides. Its product is annotated as piggyBac transposable element-derived protein 4-like. The transcript has a single exon. Bases 1 to 1266 code for a protein of 421 amino acids. Lineage: Eukaryota; Metazoa; Arthropoda; Insecta; Diptera; Culicidae. The record is from RefSeq and is a predicted model, not a curated record.
AUGGCUGAAAUCCUUGCUGUAAUCGGCAUACUGUACUUGAUUGGGCUUCAGCAAUCCGGUCACACGAACGUGAUCGAUCUGUGGGCAAGUGAUGGAACCGGAAUGCCUAUUUUGAGAACAGCCAUGUGUUACAAGCGCUUCCUGUUUCUGCUGAGAUGUCUCCGUUUUGACGACAAGUCAACUCGAGUUGAACGCCGAAAAACCGACAAGCUCGCAGCGAUAAGGUUUAUCUACGACAAGUUUAUUGAGAACAGUAAGCGGAGCUACGUACCUGGCUCGUUUAUGACAAUAGACGAGAUGUUGCACGCAUGCAGAUGCCGGUGCGACUUCCUACAGUACAUGUCUGGGAAACCUGCGAAGAUUGGCAUCAAAAUGCAAGCCUUCGUCGAUGCUGUAACGUUUUACACGUGGAACUUGGAGCUGUACUGUGGUCAACAUCCCGAAGGCCCGCACAAGGUAUCAAAUUCACCUGCUGCAAUUGUGAAAAGAUUGGUUGAGCCGCUGGAAAAGUCGAACCGAAACAUCACAUUCGACAAUUGGUAUACGAGCAAAGAUUUGGCGGCCGAUCUGCUGAAAAAAGGUCUCACGUGUCUCGGAACGCUGAAAAAAAACAAACGAGAGAUUCCACCGGAGUUCCUGGCUAACAAGUCGCGUGAACUAAAAUCAUCACUUUUCGGAUUUCAGGAAGAUACAAUGAUGGUAUCAUUUGUUCCCAAAAAGAACAAAUCGGUUAUCCUGAUGUCGACGAUGCACGACCAGCCGGAAAUCGACCCGUCUACCGGUAAACCCCAAUUGAUCUUGGAUUAUAACGAGACAAAAGGAGGAGUCGAUACUGUCGACAAAAUGUGCGCAGCCUAUUCGGUUUCCAGGACCACCCGGUUGUGGACACAAGCUGUGUUUUAUAUUCUUCUCAACAUAGGUGGAAUCAACAGCCAAGUUUUAUACUUUGCCACUGCCGAUAAGAACCUGUGUCGUCGCCGAAUCUUCCUGAAGAACUUGGCGCUGCAGCUGAUGAAGGAACACUUGCUGAUUAGAUCAAAGAUUCCGACGCUUCCUAAGGACAUCCGAUUCACCCUGCGCUCGCACCUAAAACUCGACGAAGAAGCCGUUCCGCAGCCGUUGUCAGACCGCAAACGAGGUAAAUGCAAAGGUUGUGUAAAUACUAACACGACUAAGCGCUGCGACAAGUGUAACAAUUUUACCUGUGCUAAGCAUUCAACUGUUCAAGUGAUCUGUAAUAACUGUGAAUUUAACGAGGAGGUCUAAACGUCAUCUAUCCGUCACGGAUAUUGAACAAACAUUUGGAAUAUGUGAAAUAAAAGUACUUUUUGAAACACCAAUUUGUUUUAUUAGAAGAAUCAAAAUAUUUUUUUAGACAGAAAAUUAUGCAUUUUGACACCCAUCAUGCGUUGUGGAACGGAAUUUCCGGAAAUGUCCUCUUUUCGGAACAUCCCCGGGGCAGUCCGAAUUAAGGCCAGAUCACCUAUGGCACUAAAAAUGUCCAUAUAGAGGUUUCCCUUCGAAAGUUAUGAAUUUUGACACCCAUCAUGCGUUGUGGACCGGAAUUUCCGGAAUUGUCCCCUCCUCGGAACAUCCCCGAGGCCACCGGGUCAGUCCGUAUGGUGGCCAGAUCACCUAUGGCACUAAAAAUGUCCAUAUAGAGGUUUCCCUUUAAAAGUUAUGAAUUAGGACACCCAUCAUGCGUUGUGGACCGGAAUUUCCGGAAAUGUCCUCUCUUCGGAACAUCCCCGGGGCACUCAGAAUUAGGGCCAGACCACCAAUGACACUAAAAAUGUCCAUAUAGAGGUUUCCUUUUGAAAGUUAUGAAUUUUGACACCCAUCAUGCGUUGUGGACCGGAAUUUCCGGAAUUGUCCCCUCCUCGGAACAUCCCCGGGGCCACCGGGUCAGUCCGUAUUGUGGCCAGACCACCUAUGGCACUAAAAAUGUCCAUAUAGAGGUUUCCCUUUGAAAGUUAUGAAUUUUGACACCCAUCAUGCGUUGUGGACCGGAUUCCCGGAAAUGUCCACUCUUCGGAACAUCUCCGGGGCCACCGGGUCAGUCC